AUGGCCCCCCGCGACACCCGCCCCACCCUCUCCUUCACCACCCCCACCACCCUCCUAGACCCUCAGUGGUACUCAGCCGCCUCCACCACCUCCGGCCCCGGCCGCACCAUCCACACCUCGGGCCAGACCGCCCAACGCGCCGACGGCACCUGGCCAGACGCCUUCCCCGCACAGGUCGACCAGGCCCUCACUAACCUGACCGCCGCCCUCGCCGGCGCCGGCGCGCAGCUCUGCGACGUCGUGAAGUUGACUUUCUACGUCGUCGACUGGGACCUCUCGACGCACGGCCAGCCGCUCGUCGAGGCCGUGGUUGCCGCACUCACUACCGGCGGCGGCGGGAAGACGAACAAUAACAAGCCCGUCACGACGCUCGUGCCCGUCCCGCACCUCGCGUUUCCCGAAGCCAAGUUCGAAAUCGAGGCCACGGCGUGGGUCGGCGGUGCGGCGGUGCCGUGGUCGAAUGACGCCUCCUCAUCCUCUUCCUCCUCCUCCGCUUCCGCUUCCACGCACGCCGCCGCCGCCGCCGCUGCGCCGACUGCCGCUGUCGUCGACGUCGUCGUCGUCGGCGGCGGCUUCUCGGGGCUGAUGGCGGCGCACGCGACGCAGCAAGCCGGACUCACGACGGUGCUGCUCGAAGCCAAGCACCGCGUCGGCGGGCGCAGCCGCACGCAGCGCCUGCGCAGCGGGCCGGGGGCGGUCGAGAUGGGCGCGACGUGGAUCAACAAGACGACGCAGCCGACGGUGUACGGGCUGGUGCAGAGGUUCGGGCUGGAGACGGCGGAGCAGUAUACCGAGGGGUAUGCGGUUUUUGAGAUGGGGGAGGGGAGGGUGGUGAGGGCGGUGGGGGGUGAUGUGCCGGUUGGGGAGAGUGGAGCGCCGGAAGAGGUGCAGAAGCUUAUCAUGGCGAUUGAGGAGGGUGCCGGUCGUUCGGAUAUCCGGAGAUGGGACAACUUCCCGGCUGAUGAAGACGUCUCCGUCAUGGAGUGGCUGAAUAUCAAAGGCGUCGAUACUAGCAAUCCUGUCAUCCAAGCUCUGUGUAGCAAUAUGGUCAGCGGCAUCGUGGGCCGAGAGCCUCGGGAGGUUGGAGCGCAAUACUUCCUAGACUACGUCCAGUCCGGGUUUGGAUACCAGAGCCUUGUGAGCGAGGGGGAAAUGGGAGCCCAGUCUCUCAAAAUCAAGACUGGCACGUCCUCCAUCGCCACCAGCCUCGCGAGCGCCAUGCAACCCGGCACCAUCCUCCUCAACAGCCCCGUCGACGAGAUCCAGCAACUAGAGCACGACAGCCACCCAUGCCUCGUAACCACCUCAUCCGGCCAGCGCUUCCAAGCCAAAAAGGUCAUCCUGGCCAACCCGACCAACACCUACACCGCCAUCCACUUCACGCCGCCGCUGCCCCGCGCCAAGCGCGCCGUCGUCAGCCGCACCAAGCCCGGCAUCUACGCCAAGGCCCUGCUGACGUACAAAGAGGCGUGGUGGCGCGCCGCCGGCUUCUCCGGCAAGGUCAACAGCACCGUCGGCCCCAUCUGCUUCGGCUGGGACGUCUGCACCGACGGCGAGCACAACAGCCUGGCCUACUUCGUCGCCGGCGACGUCGCCGCCGCGUGGCACGAGAAGAGCGACCUGCAGCGCGAGGAGGCCAUCGUCGAGCACCUGGCUCGCCUGGUCGGGCCCGAGUUGGCUGAUCGGGCAAGGGAUGUGCUGGAGUUUAACUGUGUUGAGUGGACGAAGGAGCCGUAUAUUUGGGGCGCGCCGACGUCGGCGAUGGGGCCUGGGCUGCUGAGGGAGUAUGGUGCAAGCCUGAGGGAGCCGGCUGGGAAUAUUCAUCUUGCUGGGGGGGAGUUUGCGUUUGAGUGGAAGGGUUACUUGGAGGGGGCUCUGACCUCGGGUCAGAGGGCUGCUGACGAGGUCGUCAAGGAGCUUGUUGGGAAGGCGUAA
Lasiodiplodia theobromae is the source of this 1935-nucleotide messenger RNA. RefSeq names its product Amine oxidase. The coding region runs from base 1 to 1935 and encodes 644 amino acids. The transcript is spliced from 3 exons. Gene Ontology annotation, molecular function: oxidoreductase activity. Lineage: Eukaryota; Fungi; Ascomycota; Dothideomycetes; Botryosphaeriales; Botryosphaeriaceae. The record is from RefSeq and is a predicted model, not a curated record.